Aspergillus homomorphus CBS 101889 is the source of this 1500-nucleotide messenger RNA. RefSeq names its product NAD-dependent succinate-semialdehyde dehydrogenase. Lineage: Eukaryota; Fungi; Ascomycota; Eurotiomycetes; Eurotiales; Aspergillaceae. Gene Ontology annotation, molecular function: succinate-semialdehyde dehydrogenase (NAD+) activity. The record is from RefSeq and is a predicted model, not a curated record. The transcript has 3 exons. The coding region runs from base 1 to 1500 and encodes 499 amino acids.
AUGUCUGGCUACCAGCUCCCUUUCAAGCUCGACGACCCCUCCAUCCUCCACUUCGACUCCUUCGUCAACAACGAAUGGGUCCCUGCUUCCAGCGGCGCCCGCUUCGAAGUCCUAGACCCAGCAACCACAAAGCCAUGGACAAGCAUCCCAACCAACAACACAGAAGAUAUCCCCCGCGCAACAAGCGCAGCAGCAACCGCAUUCACCAAAUUCCGCACCACAACCGCCCGCCACCGGGCGACCCUCCUCCAAAACUGGAGCACCCAGCUCCGCACGCACAGAACAGACCUCGCGCGCAUCCUCGUCCACGAAACCGGCAAGCCCACCGCCGAAGCCCUCGCCGAAAUCGACUACGCACUGACCUUCACAUGGUGGUUCACCGGCGAAGCCGAGCGCAUAACCGGUACCCUGACACCAGCCGCAACACCGGGCCGAAGAAUCCUCACCCUAAAGCAGCCCAUCGGCGUCGUCGCGGCCCUCGUGCCCUGGAACUUCCCCGUCGCCAUGAUCGUCCGGAAAGCCGCGGCGGCCUUCGCCGCAGGCUGCACGAUGAUCGUCAAGCCAUCCCCUGAAACGCCGGUCAGCGCGCUGGUACUCGCUGAGUUGGCGAUGCGGGCGGGGUUCCCGCCUGGGGUGUUCAAUGUGCUUACCACCGAUCUGGAGAAUACACCCGCCGUGAGCGAGGCGCUGUGUCGGGACCCUGUCGUGCGGAAGGUGACGUUUACCGGGUCUUCGAGGGUCGGCAAGCUGGUUGCUGGGUAUUGUGCUGACGGGCUCAAGAAAAUGACGCUGGAGCUCGGUGGGAAUUGUCCGUUUGUUGUGUUUGCGGAUGCGGAUUUAAACCAGGCGGUUACGGCGCUUAUGGCGCUCAAGUGGCGGCAUGCCGGGCAGGCGUGCAUUACUGCUAAUCGGGUGUAUGUGCAAGCGGGUGUCUAUGAGGAGUUUGUCGGCUUGUUGAGGGAGAGGACGGCGCGGGAGGUCAGGGUGGGGAAGGGCGCGGAUGAGGGGACGACUAUGGGGCCGUUGACCACGUCGCGGGGGGUCGAGAAGGCGCGCGAGCAUGUUGCUGAUGCGCUUGGGAAGGGCGCGAAGCUUGUGCUUGGCGGGGAGACGGUGGACGGUGCUGAGGGGUAUUUCUUUCAGCCGACCAUUCUGUGCGAUAUGACCCCUGAUAUGCGUGUGUCUUCGGAGGAGAGCUUUGCGCCCAUUGCGGCGGUUUAUCGGUUCGAGAGCGAGGAGGAGGCCGUGCGCCUGGCGAAUGAUACGAGUAUGGGGCUUGCUAGUUAUGUGUUCACCAAGAACGCGGAUCGCCUGUGGCGUCUGUUUGAGAAUCUCGAGGCUGGUAUGAUUGGCCUCAAUACCGGGGCAUCGUCCGCUGCGGAGGCGCCGUUUGGCGGCUUGAAGGAGUCUGGAUAUGGCAAGGAGAGCGGCAAGGAGGUUGCUGUUGAUGAGUAUUUGGUUCUCAAGACGGGGACGUUGACGGUUGAGGGCCAUUACUAG